UUUCUUCGAGAGGGAGGCUAGAAAGCGAGGAAAUCUAAGAGCGGCGAGAAAAAGAUGUGGUUAGAUGGGGAAGAAGAGAGCGGACAUUACGGGAAUCACGGGUUCUUCAGUUGGAGGACAGUAUGACGUACGAUCCUCGUUCCAGCGACAGAGCAGGGUCAAGAGACUCGCUCCGAGUUGCAGAUCGAUAGGGUGCUAUUUUCCUUUUUCCUCUCUAUGUGCCCCCAUUAAUCAAAAGCUCGUUUUUUCUCUUCUUUCGUUGGGUUACAUCUGUCUUUUUGGUAUCGGAAGUGAUCAGCGACCGUCCAAGAUUCGGACCCUUCCCACUUUACAGGUGUGUGACUGAUUAUCAUGGCAAGUAAUGAAGCUGCAACUCCCCCAAAGUCUAACAAAGCAUCUUCUCCUGUGCAGUCACGGGAGACACCUGCAAAUCCUCCAUAUGCUGACUGGGCAACCAUGCAGGCGUAUUAUGGUCAUGGAAUGAUACCACCUACAUAUUUGUCUGGCCAUGUACCUCAUCCAUACAUGUGGGGCCCACAGCCUCUGAUUCCUCCUUUUGGGUCACCAUACACUGCAAUCUAUCCGCUUGGAGGAGUUUAUUCUCAUGCCUCAGUACCCCUUAGUUCUCAUACACAUUGUCAAGGGAUUGCACCAUCUCCAUCUCCUGCAGCAAGUGAAGCAGUAGUGAUGGCAACUCCAUUGAGUGUAGAAAUGCCUGCCAAGUCACCAAGGAAUAAAGAUAGACGUCUGGUGAAAAAGCUAAAAGGGCUUGAUGGCCUUGCAUUGUCUGGGGGCAAUGGCAGCACUGAGAACAGAGAUCAGGCUGAUGGGAACAGUGAGUAUAAUAGCACAGAAGGCUCAAGUUAUGGAAGUGAUGGAGAUAAUGCAGAAGGGGGAAUUAAAGACCAAAGAAAGCGAAGAUCUGAAGAUGUACCAUCCUCAGACAAUGCCACAAAUAGCGAACAGGUUAAUCCUGGUCACACUGAGGAAACAGCUACAUCCUCAAAACCAGCUGCAGGUGUUACCGGAGCAGCAGCUAUCACAGCAAAACCAGUAGGAAACAUUCCUUCAUCUGUCCCAGCAGCAGGGAUGGAUAUUAGAGUUUCCAAUGCCAGCAAAAUGAAAGCUAUCGGCCUACCUGUCCCUGUGGCAACUGGUGCUGUUUUUCCCAGUCACAACGGUGUAACUCCUGAACUUCGAAUGCAGGAUGAAAGAGAACUAAAAAAGGAAAGGAGGAAACAAUCCAACAGAGAAUCUGCUAGAAGAUCAAGGUUAAGGAAACAGGCUGAAACUGAGGAACUUUCUGCGAAAGUUGAGACUCUCAGUGCUGAAAAUACGAGUCUCAGAUCUGAAAUUAAUUGCCUAAUGAAGAAUUCGGAUAAACUGAGAUUGGAAAAUUCUGCUCUAAUGGAGGAACUGAAUAAUGUGCAGUCGGACCAUGUUGGCAACACAAUGGGUGUUAGAAUCCGGCCUGCGGUUGCUGAGAACUUCUUAUCAAUGAUAGAAAACCAAAGCUCGAUCAGUAGAAUGACCCAGCAAGAUGGUGACAGUAGCGAUCAGUCGAGUGGGAAGCUUCACCAACUCCUGAACAACAGUCCCCGAAGAGAUGCCGUGGCCGCAAGCUGAUCUUCAUCAUACUAAUCUCUAAUUUUGGAAAAAUUUUCAGCACAGAAGUACUGCUAACCUUAUACUAGGCUCGAUUGGCUUAGGUAGUAUGUAAGAGGCUUAUCGACUUGGUAGACAUGACCGAUUGAAGGCCAGGAGUUUUGCUGGCAUGGUGCUUUGUGAUUGAUGACGAAAAAGUAUGACGACUUGUACUGUAUAAUCUUGUGUCUAGGUUGUUCAGGCUGCUCUGCUAACUUUUAUGAUCCAUUCAUGGUGUUGGAAAGUUUUAGAAACCCAUGUUGUUGGAGAUCAUAAACAAAGAAACAACUGUACUUGCUUUUCUUGCUUAUGAGCAUGUCUUUGUCUGGACUACACUCACUUUGUUUCUUAAGUGAGGAACUUGGUAUUAUUUUCUUUUGUUGUGGUGUAGAGGUGCUCUAACAUAUCAGUAUGUCUUUUUCA
Musa acuminata subsp. malaccensis (wild Malaysian banana) is the source of this 2067-nucleotide messenger RNA. The record is from RefSeq and is a predicted model, not a curated record. NCBI's taxonomy places the organism in Eukaryota, Viridiplantae, Streptophyta, Magnoliopsida, Zingiberales, Musaceae.